UACAGUCUCUCCCCACCAGACACUCAUGAUACAGUCUCUCCCCACCAGACACUCAUGAUACAGUCUCUCCCCACCAGACACUCAUGAUACAGUCUCUCCCCACCAGACACUCAUGAUACAGUCUCUCCCCACCAGACACUCAUGAUACAGUCUCUCCCCACCAGACAUUCAUGAUACAGUUAGAUAAGGUUUCUGAAUUGACGUAGAAAAAAUAAAAAGUAAUAAAAACUGAUAUCAGAAGCGUGCCAUUAAGAGCCAGAGAAUGGAUUACAAUUAUUUUUAAGUGUGUGUGUGUGUGUGUGUGUGUGUGUGUGUGUGUGUGUGUGUGUGUGUGUGUGUGUGUGUGUGUGUGUGUGUGUGUGUGUGUGUGUGUGUGUGUGUGUGUGUGUGUGUGUGUGUGUACGAGUGGUCACAUGGGCGUGAGGGGGCGGCUCCAGAUGAGUGUAUAUAAGUGACAAGACGCGGUGGACGAACGGCAGCUUUGCGGGUCUACUAAGCACAGACAGCCAUGGAGCAGCAACAAGAAGAGAACCGCGUGGCUGGCAGCGAGGACCUCUUCUGCAGGAACUGUGAUAAGGAGACGGAGGAGGCCGAGGCGGUGCGCAUGGAGGGCCGCGUCCCGGAAUGGCUGGAGGGACGGGUCACGCGGAACGGGCCGGGCAUGGUGCAGGUGGGCGCCACGCACUACGACCACCUCUUCGACUCCCUCGCCAUGCUGCACCAGUUCACCAUUCAGCGAGGACGUGUUACCUAUCGUUCCAGAUUCCUUCGCAGCGACUCCUACACCAACAACACGCAGGCCAACAGGAUCGUGGUGGGCGAGCUGGGCACCGUGGCGUUCCCGGACCCGUGCAAGACUUUGUUUCAUCGGCUCAUGACAAACUUCUUCAAGCUCCCCGUCCCCGCCAGCGUCAUGUCCGACAACUGCUUAGUGAACGUGUGCCAGGCGAGGGACCAAAUGUUUGCCCUGACGGAGACCUGCUUCUUGCGGCGCCUCGAUCCAGACUCCCUCACGACGCUCGGGAAGAAGGAGGACAUCAGUAACUACGUGGCGGUCAACAUGGCCACGGCACACCCGCACAUUGACCGCGACGGGACGGUCUUCAACGUUGGUUGUUCCUUCUCGCUGCUCAACGGCCCCGAGCUGCGCAUCGUCCGCCUGCCCGAGGGAAAGCUAGAGGGCGCUCGUGUGUCGGCUACGGUGGUCAGCAGGUGGCGUGCGGCGUUACCCUACGUGCACAGCUUCGCCAUGACCAAGAACUACUGGGUAAUCGUGGAACAGCCUUUGGUUUUAUCGCUCGGGAAGAUGGUCCAGCAAUACGCGACAUUCGGGAGGCUGAUGAACGCCCUGACGUGGCUGCCGCAUGAAAACUUGAGGCUCCUGGUGAUUGAUAGGAAUACUGGAGAGUUGCUCCCCACCACCUACACGGGGCCGCCGAUCCUCCUCUUCCACCACAUCAACGCCUAUGAGAAGGACGGGCACUUGGUCGUGGACUUCUCCUGCACCAACAACAAGUCGCCCUACAACUGUUUCUUCUUCAGCAACUUCCGCAAACUCGACACAGACCCUUCCAAGGUCUUCCCGGACGCAAAGGCGUGUAGGUUUGUAUUGCCUCUGUAUAUACCGGCUAAAGGGGAGGUCGGCGAGCAGCUAGUGACUCUGAAGGACACCACCUGCACCGCCAUAAGAACAGAUGGCGGUGAGGUACACUGCUCGCCCGCUCUCCUUUGCCCACUAACAUUCGAACUCCCUAGAAUCAACUACCAGAGGAACGGCCAGCCUUACCGCUACACCUACGGCAUCACCAGCGGUUCAGAUUUGUACCUCCAGCGCCUGAUAAAGCUGGACGUGGUGACCGGCGAGACUUGGAUCUUCCACGAUAGAGGCUACGUCGCUGCAGAGCCCAUCUUCGUGCCCGCCCCCGGAGCCACCGAGGAGGAUGACGGGGUGGUGCUGUCUACUUUACUAAAGAUCAACGACCUCCGCUACGUGGCGCUACUGGUGCUGGACGCUAGGAACAUGAAGCAGCUGGCCAGGGUGGAGUUUACUGCUGAAGGGGAUGUGACGUUCCCUUUUCACGGGCAGUUUGUUGACCCCCGCCAGGACGUCCACGCUUACUGACAGAUCCAUGGCAUGACGAGGCAUAGACAGGGAGGAACACACUCCUCCAGAACAAGGAGAGACACGGUUAGAGGUGGACACGAUCACAGCUGCACCUUUUAGCUCCUAUUCCUUGCCAGAAGAGUUUACGCUUACACAAAGAGAAUAUUGCAGCUGUUCUUUUAC
Eriocheir sinensis (Chinese mitten crab) is the source of this 2287-nucleotide messenger RNA. Its product is annotated as beta,beta-carotene 15,15'-dioxygenase-like. The coding region runs from base 509 to 2122 and encodes 537 amino acids. Gene Ontology annotation, molecular function: beta-carotene 15,15'-dioxygenase activity; carotenoid dioxygenase activity. Lineage: Eukaryota; Metazoa; Arthropoda; Malacostraca; Decapoda; Varunidae. Gene Ontology annotation, biological process: retinal metabolic process; carotene catabolic process. The record is from RefSeq and is a predicted model, not a curated record. The transcript is spliced from 4 exons.